CGCGUCCGAAGGAUGGUGUUGUGUUAGAGGGAGUGGGAGAGGAGGGUGAGGGGUACCCACAAAGAUGUUGCGUGAUUUUUUGGAAAUUUAUUUAUUUAAAUAAAAAUGGCCGCCGCAGAGAGCGGAGAGGAGAGACUCAGAGGUGAGGACAAGAAUGAAGACCAAGAGGGCUCAAAAGACAAGACGCAGAAGCAGAAGAAAAACAAAAGGGAACGGCAAGAUGUGGAAAAACUGGAGGCCACAGUGUCCGUUCCUCCACCCCCGCCCCUCCCCACGCAGGGGGAUGUUGGACAACGGACGGAGGCAGGGAAGUCUGAACCCAUUGACCCUGAAGUCGGAGCUGCUCUCAGCGCUCCAGAAUCUUCUGCAUCGGCCAAGCAGCGGCGUUCUAUCAUUCGGGACAGAGGCCCACUGUAUGACGACCCUUCACUGCCUCAAGGUUGGACGCGCAAGCUGAAACAGCGCAAGUCGGGGCGAUCCGCUGGAAAAUUUGAUGUCUACCUGAUCAACCCAGAAGGGAAAGCCUUCCGUUCCAAAGUGGAGCUCAUGGCGUACUUCCAAAAGGUGGGCGAUACCACCACGGACCCUAAUGACUUUGACUUCACAGUCACGGGCCGCGGGAGCCCCUCUCGCAGAGAAAAGAGACCGCCAAAGAAGCCUAAAGUAGUCAAACCCUCCGGUCGCGGGAGGGGGCGGCCGAAAGGCAGCGGCAAAGUACGGCAGGCCACUGAAGGGGUGGCUGUAAAGCGUGUUAUAGAAAAGAGUCCAGGAAAACUCCUCGUAAAGAUGCCCUUUGUGGCCCCCAAAUCUGAACCAGGGGCUCCAGUGGGGCAAGCGCCAGUUGCCAAAGUGCGGCGAGGCCGCAAGCGGAAAUCGGAAAAGGAGCCGCCAAGCACGCCUAAAAAACGUGGCCGCAAGCCAGCAGCCGCUUCGCAGUCGGCGGUGGGGACUGGUUCAGCUGCUACAUACGCCGCCGCAGCCAUCCUCACCGCCGAGGCUAAGAAAAAAGCUCAGAAGGAGUCUUCCGUAAAGCCUGUUCAGGAGAGGGCGCUUCCCAUCAAGAAACGCAAAACUCGAGAGACUUUAGAGGAGUUGGAAGGAUCCACCGCUUCCACGACGGAGACCUUCACACCGGGGAUAGCAAAGCGACUGACUGCAUCAACUGUGACCCCUACUGGGGAGGAGGUAGAAACGAAGUCUCACAAGCAUCCUGUCCGGAAGUACAAAGAGGCGUCCACGGAUCCAGGGAAUGGCAGCAGCGGCAGUGGGACGGCGACCAGCGGCAGCGUACCGAAGAGUCACAAGAAGAGAGAUCAGCGAGGGCAGCACUUUAAACACCACCACCAUCAUCACCAUCACCAACACCACCAUCUGCAGGCCAUGCCGCCCUCCACCUACACCCCGCAGGCUCACCAGCUCUCCCUAGGUCACUCCACGCAAGGGGGGCCGCCUGCGAUGACGGAAAACGAACCCCAGGACUUGAGCACCUCCAGGCCCAAAGCGGAGCACUGCAGGGAGGAAGCCAGAACUGAUAGCUCCUCGAGCAGGGACGCUCAGAACGCAAGCAAGAUGGCCUCCUCUGACCUGAGAGGGCAGCAGAUGACUGUGACGGGGGAUGGCAAGGAGCUGAGAGACAUUGUUCCUCCCUCUGCCGUCCCGAGGCCGAGCCGAGAGGAGACGGUCGAGUCCAGGACACCAGUGAGCGAGCCAGUGAGCUGACUGACUUAAGUGACUGAUGGGCGGGAAGAGGCGGAGGCGGCCGCGGGCGAGACGAGUGAUUUCUCGUUCUUUUUUACUGAGGAAAAGAAGAAAAAGGAAACAAAAAUAUACAAAAAUGUAAACGUACUUAAACAAAAGGCAGCUGUUGUCUCGUUCUCUCUGUGGGUUGGACGCGGGGCGAUAAUUCUCUUUGCUUCCGGAUGAAUUCUCUGCUAAACCUUUUCUUUAUGGUUUCCUUUUAUUUCCCACUAUAUCUUUGUAUUAGUAUAUCUUAGCAGUCACCUAAACCAGUUAUUCCUUUGUCAGAGCUUGUAGGAAGUAGAAACACACUCAAGUGGUAAUGGAUACACAAGUCACACGCCAUAGUCGUAGUAAAGCGAAACUUUCCGAUCAAAAAAUGCGCUUGAAAGUACUGCAAUGCCUCAGAGUCAUGUCAUCUCAACCCUAGCAAAAAGGUGUCCUAUCAGUGUCUUUCUUUUGUGUCUAAACGAAUGGCAAGCUGAGGAAGAAAGGGCCACAUUUUCCGAUCUCCACCUUUUCCAUUUGAAUUGGACGCAGCUGUUGCAGCAUCCUCACCCUUGAAAUAAGACGCUAGCUUAACUGACAGAAAAGAACUUCCUAGUUGCGAGUUCAUGCCAAGCCUACAUUUCCAGCCUGUUGACCUGUGAAGAUCAAUUGAAUUUGGAAGUAGUAUUUCUUUUUUUAAGCACACGUCUAUUAAUUAUGAGUAGUUCGGUUAACCUAAACACUUGUUUCGGCGGUGCCUGAGAAAAUGCAUUUUCUUCGGUGGGGCAGAUAAAGCACAAAUGUAUUUGUUAGGGUAUAUUGAAAGCACAGUCCAGUGUAGCAUCUGGAGUAGAUGUCAACUCGCGUAAAAGAAUACGAGAAAAGGAAUUACGUUUACCUGCUUUUUUUUCCAUGAAGUACAAUUUAAAAAGUGGCCUUGUGUUCUUGCGACACAAAUCCCUAACAAAAAAAGCAUACCGUUUCAAAUGAUGUAGCUUUUGGUUUUAUUGUGUGUGUGGUUCAUAGACUAAUCCCAUAGAGCUGCUGUUCUAAAAACGAUUCUGACGGGAAAGUUAAUAGAUGGCUAUAUUUAUAUAAUGUCUUGUCAGGCUGUAGCUGUGUCAAAUGCAUGGGUUGCUGAUGUUUGCGUGCUAUUUAUUACAGUACUCCGAGUUUGUCUUUCUUGUACAUAAAGCCACGUUCAGCACCAACCAUGAGGGUCAAACAUUAUAGAUACUUAGAUAUUUCGAAUCAUGAGUAUUAUUAAACAUUACUUGGCAACAAAUUAAAGAGAAACCUGCAUACAUCGUACAAGACCAUGCAAUUACGAUUAGUUCCAUUAGUUUUCUAAAGCCUACUUUUUUCAAAAUGGCAGAGAACAUUUGCAAUCAGAAAGAAGGACACCAAAUCACAGCUCCGUGCGCAAAGUUGUUAGAGAUUGGACAUACUAAAGAUGUCUUGGUAAUUAAUUUGAUUGUACCUUUGGGAUGAAGCGUAGUCCUAAGGAAAUUCUGAACCAAAACUGAGGAAGUUCUUCUUUGUUGAUUAUGUUAAAUAGAUUUUGCUUUACAGCACUUUUCCUGUUUCAUUUUUGUUUCUUCUUCUAGAUGAACUGCACCUUACUUUUAGAACGUCUUCACAGAAUCAAACAUUGGACUUAAGAAAAGCCUACCAAUUUAUUUGCGUAUAUUUUUCUGGUUAGCCUUGCACAGACUUCUGUUUCAUGUCCGGAGGUUGUUACUUUUUUCAGAUGUGCGCUAGAUUAGAAUGCAUGUUCAGUGUCGUUAUAAAGAGCCAUUCUACCUUUUCUGUAAAAAAAACAAAACAAAACCCAUAUUUAUGAAAUCAUCAUGCAUAAAGGCUACAUUUCACCAAUAAUAGUGUUGGGUCAGGUCAGAGUCGAGUCCAAAUCUUUAGUCAAUUUGUGAGUGGGAAAUGAUUUUUAAUUUCUUGUCAUCAUAAUUUUAUUUUGUUUAUCUAUCAUGUUUCACAUGAUGUGGAUUCGACUUUACUCUGUAAAGAAGGUCUGAAUGUCAUAAUCCGUGUCAAGUUCCACCCAAGUGCAUCCAAGUCUGAGUUCACUCAUAAUAGCAGUCCAACUACCACAUCUCUAACUUAAAGUAUUUGAGAUCACAUAUUUAUGGCCAGUAAUGAGAUGACAAAGGCAGUUUGUAAAUGUCCUGAUGUUUGACUGUUACAUGCAACUCUGUGUGCUUGUCUAAUCUAAUAGAAAUAAAUUAUAUAUAUAUAUAUAUAUAUAUAUAUAUAUAUAUAUAUAUAUAUAUAUAUAUAUAUAUAUAUAUAUAUAUAUAUAUAUAAACAUUAUUAUAAAUUAUGUAUAAAACCAAUUACAGACAUCUGGGUCUGAUUACGGAUUAUGAUUUUGUUUUAUAGAUAAUGCAAUUGCUGUUUCGAGUGAGAGUUGCUGCUCCUUUUUUUUUUUUUUUUUUCCCAAAGUAUUGUGGUCAUUUUUUUUUGUGUAUGAAAUCUUCACGGUUAUUGUGGCAUGGGUGAUGGAUGUGCAUUGUCACUGACAUAAAUGCUGAAAAAUAUGUACAACUAAACCUUAAUCAGAGUCAUAACACUUGUUAGAUCUUUUGGUCUGGUAGUUCAACUAGAGCAUGGUGUUUGUUUUUGUUUGGGUUUUUUUUUUAUAAACUUGCUAUCGUUUAGGAGAUCAGUUGCAUGCGAGAGAGAACUUGCUGGCCCUUUUUUCCGAGAGUGUUUUAGAGUAGGCCGUUAUCUGGAAUCUUACUUUUUUUUGUCGCUAAAUGUGUAGAUUAAAUGAUGAUCGACAAUCACGAAGAACAUUGCAUAUUUAUUUUUCCCCUCGAGUCUUAUUAAGAUUGAAAGCGUCUCCAUUCUCUUCCUCCGGCCUCCCGCUCCCUCGACCCUCACGGGGGGAAGAGGCACAGAGAAUAAAAGAGCGUUUCCGCUCUCCGAACAAGGGCUAUGUAAUCAUUUCAAGUAGUCUAAAGCAGAUGAAGGAAAUUUAAGGACUGAAGGAUUUUUAAGUCAGAGGAAUGCACGUCUGGUCCUCGCUGCGAAGGCAAACUCCGUUAAUUGCUUGAGGUCAAACAGGAGACUUUAAGUGUUAAAGUCAAACACCACCGGCUCACCCUCUGUCCUUGGCAGAGCUUGAGCGCUCACUUAACCGGCGGCUGACGUUGUGACCUGUCUGCGGUGAACGUCUCCCCUGGUCUGACUAAACUCGGGCGGGAGAUCGGAGGUAGACGAAUGGAUUCCUCGGCAAGCACAUUUCUCAGUUACAGAACCUCCAGACAUGAAUUGAAGUUACGACUCCCAAGCUGCAUCCGUCUGGCUGAAACAGAAAGGGUAGUGCCUUUAUUUUGGGAGACUUACUAAGGUGGUAGAAGUGACCUUUGAUUCUAAGAAACACCUUUAUCCCAAUGAAGCAACGUGGAAGGUGAAUUUACUCAAAUGCUUGGAUUUUAUUAGGUCAUUUUUCAUUGGUAGGAUGUGCACUGGUGUGUGUGUGUGUGUGUGUGUGUGUUGUAACUAGGGUUUCAUUGUUCAUUUUUUCUUUCUUUUUUUUUUCGCCCCAUUGGCUGGGCUAAUGCGUCCACCUAGAAAUGAUGUAUUGUUAAAUACCCUCUGCUUUAUGAACUUCUUGCCUUUUGUAGCGCUCAAAGCCCACUGACAAAAAUGGAGCCCUACAAACGGGUAAAGACAGGAUAAGAAGAUUACUUUUAUUAUUUAUACAUGUUGGUUUGUUUUAUUUCCUGUUUUUGUUUGGGUUAUUUGUGCCUCUGGCAGUGAAAUAUGCUUUGGAAUGUCCUUGUGUCCCUGUAGCCAAAAAUACAUGCUAUGUACGUGAACAUGUAUCAAUAUGCAUGAUUGCCAUUAGAAGAUAGGACAUUGCUUGCCCUUUACUAUUAUAUAUAAGAUGUUUUCAAACAGCACUCCAAGAGUUGAGCCCAACCACACCAACCGAAUCCGAAGAGUUUCAUGAGGUAUACAAUACUGAAUGUUUUCCGUUUUAAAUGAAGGUUGUGCACUUCAGGUCUGCUUUAAUACGAACGGAUUUGUUUCAUUUGAAGUUUUUUUUUGAUUUAACUCUUCAAGGAGCGGCUUCAAACGCCGCUCCUUGUAGUGGCUAGAGUAAUUCGUAGAUUUCUGUGUUAGAUUUAUUUUCAUCAGUAGUAUUUUUUUUUUCUCUUCCGAUUAUAAAUCCAACUUAAGACGGUUCUAUCUUCAUAGCAAUAGUGCACCCAGCAGAUCGGAUAUGAGUUUCUCCUUUAGUAGGUCUCCGAUUUGUGUAACAGUAGGACUGAAGUAAAAGAAAUUUUCCCUUACGACUAAAAUGCAGCACUUUGCAAGGAGGACAAAUUCAAGUAAAUGAAACAGAAGUUAAAACUAUAAGAAAUAGAUUCCAGUUCCACCGUGGUAGAAAGUUCAUGGUCUAUUUAACAUAGUCUUGUGCCUUGAAGUUUCAGUAAUAGAAUUUAUCUUUAUACUGUAGUUGUAUUUUUAUUCCGAGUCCUGUGUUUGCCUCUUGUUGGUAUUCAGUGCUUUGGAUGUAUUAAGGAUUUAUAGAGAUCAAGAAUAUGUUUGCCUUGCUUUAUUUUCUUAAUUGAGAAAAAAAAAAAAGGAUAACAUUAGGGAGAUGUACUUGGGCAAUAUUGUCGAUGUAAAAAGCUAUAGGAUUUUGAUGUUUUUUUUUUUUGUUUUUCAUCCCUGAUAUGUUGAAUGUUUCACAGAUUAUUAAGUAAAGUGUGUUCGUUGGGAAAUAUUCUCCAUUUUAACGAAAAAACUUGGCCUCAAACAUAAUCUUCCAAUCACAUUGCAUUUUAUGGAAAAAAAAAAACAAAAACUUCAACCUUGACCGGAAGGACAACGAGUCUAAGAUCUGCACUUUAUAAAGUAUGUUUCCCGGCAGGACACCCAUUAACUUUUUGUAUGUGUUUUUUACCUUUGUCCAAAGCUGUUUUGUUUUCAUAUUAUUUUUUAAUUUAGUUUCAAAUAAAAGGGAUGGGUAGUAUGUAUCUAAAAAAAAAAAUUAUUUUAACCAAACAGACUAGGUGUCAGUGGUAAUUCACCAUCUGCCAAGCCUUGCCUUCCUGACAGUGAAAAGUAUAGUUUGUGUCUACUUUUAUAGUAAUGUGUUACUGUAUAAUUUGUUUGCCGUAUGUAACAGAUACACAAUAGUAAACAACAUUUACCUGC
This is a messenger RNA of Puntigrus tetrazona (Sumatra barb), 6912 nucleotides long. It is a transcript of the gene mecp2, whose product is annotated as methyl CpG binding protein 2. The transcript is spliced from 3 exons. Lineage: Eukaryota; Metazoa; Chordata; Actinopteri; Cypriniformes; Cyprinidae. Gene Ontology annotation, molecular function: methyl-CpG binding; chromatin binding; double-stranded methylated DNA binding. Gene Ontology annotation, cellular component: nucleus; heterochromatin. Gene Ontology annotation, biological process: negative regulation of transcription by RNA polymerase II. The record is from RefSeq and is a predicted model, not a curated record. The coding region runs from base 106 to 1719 and encodes 537 amino acids.